GUUUAAUUUACGAAAAAAAAAUAAGAUGAACGUAUCAAUUUUAACGCUGUUUUCCUUUUUUAUCUUGAAUGUUAAGGCAGAGGUGUAUAGAGACCGGUUCCUAGAACAAUACAAUAAAAUAACUAACCCUGAAAGCAGUUACUUCUCAAAAGAUGGAGUGCCAUACCAUACCGCGGAGACUUUAGUGGUGGAAUCGACGGAUUAUGGACACGAAACUGAUUCUGAGGCAUUCAGUUACAAUGUUUACCUGAAAGCUGUUUAUGGGGCAAUCACUGGGGACUUCGAGCCGUUUAAUGAUGCUUGGGAUAUGAUCGAGCGAUAUAUGAUUCCGAGAUUGCAAACGAAUUCCGAGAGAUAUGAUCCUAAGAACCCCGGCACAGCAUCGGGAAUAACCGUCGGCCAAGAUCCAAUCUUCCAAGAACUAUUGGACGCCUACAACACCACAGAAGUCUACAUAAUGCACUGGCUGUCAGACGUAGACAAUAUCUACGGAUUCGGCAAUAUACAGGGAGAAUGUGAACUGGGGCCCGAAGCAAACGGCCCUUCUUUCGUUAAUUUAGGACAGGGCUCCUUAUGGGAGGGAUUCAAUACACCCACUUGUGAUAAUUUCACUUAUGGUGGCGUAAAUGGGUUUCAAUUUAGUGUGGGUAAUGCCCGUAGAAGCUAUAACUACGGUGCUGGUCCAGACGCCGAUGCCAGAGCAAUCCAGGCGGCUUUCUGGGCCUCGCAGUGGGCCAAUACGUCGACUGUCAGUGAAACUCUGGAUAAAGCCGCCAAAAUGGGAGAUUUCCUAAGAUACACCUUUUUUGAUCAGCAUUUUAAGCGAGCGGGGAACUGUAUAGGUGAACUGGAAUGUCCUGGAACGACUGAUAAAAACAGUUCCCAUUAUUUGAUUUCUUGGGGGAUCUCUUGGGGCGGUUCCCUCGAAGAUAAAGGGUAUUCCUGGAGGAGUGGCAACUCCGUUUGCUAUUAUGGGUAUCAGAAUCUCGUUGCCGCCUAUGGGCUUAUAAAUGAGCCCAGUAUAAGACCGAAAGCUGCUACAGCUGUGGAGGAUUGGACGGUAUCGCUGGAACGUCAACUGGAACUUUACGAGUAUUUACAGACUAGUGAGGGCGCUUUUGCUGCAGGGGUUACGAACAGUUGGAAUAAGAGUUAUGCAAAUCCUCCCCAGGAAUAUAAGGAUGCUUCAUUUUAUGGAAUGUGGUUCGAUUAUCAGCCGGGAUACGCGGAUGCCAAUCCUUGGUUUGGGUUUCAAGCUUGGACCGCCGAUCGGGUUGCGCAGUACUAUUAUUUGACCAAAAAUGAGAGAGCCCGUAAAAUCAUUAAAAAAUGGACCGAUUGGAUCAUAAGCGAGAUAACGUUCGAUGAAAAUGGCGAUUUUACCAUACCGAGCAACAUUAAAUGGGACGGAUUACCUCCGGACACCAAAGUCACAGUAACCGCUUAUGGACAAAGUAUCGGAAGUGCAUCAGCAACGGCCAGAACGCUGUCCUACUAUGCGGCCGCCUCAGGGGACACGACGGCCAAGAAAGUGGCCAAAAACCUCCUGGACGCACUCUGGAACCACCAUAGGACCGCACGCGGCAUCUCGCUUGAAGAAAGUUUUAGCAGUUACACCAAUUUCAAUCAUAAGUUAUAUAUCCCGCUCGCCAACUGGUCCGGAGUUUAUCCCAAUGGGGACGUGAUCGAUAAUAACGCGACUUUCUUAAGUGUGAGGUCUUGGUUUAAGGACGAUCCGGAUUGGUCGAUGGUGCAAGAUUAUUUGGAUGGUGGCGCAGUACCAAGGUUCGAAGUGCAUCGCUUUUGGGAGCAAUCGGACGUCGCCGUGGCUCUCGGUGUUUAUUACAUGUUGUUUAAUGAAUAAACGAUACGUUUUUAUGUCUUUUACUAA
Molecule: messenger RNA, 1891 nt
Organism: Anthonomus grandis grandis
Lineage: Eukaryota; Metazoa; Arthropoda; Insecta; Coleoptera; Curculionidae
Product: exoglucanase B-like
Exons: 11
Coding region: 26-1864 (612 amino acids)
Biological process (GO): cellulose catabolic process
Molecular function (GO): cellulase activity
Source: RefSeq, a predicted model, not a curated record